CGGGCCGGGGCCAGGCAGCACCUGGAGGUGAACCUGGAGAACGGGAUCCUCUUCGUGAACGAGCGGAUUGACCGGGAGGAGGUGUGCGAGGCCGGGGGGACCUGCCUGCUCCACCUGCAGCUCCUCGUCGAGAGCCCGCUGGAGCUCUACCGCGUUGAGGUGGAGGUGCUGGACAUCAAUGACCACGCGCCCACCUUCCCCUGGCAAGAGUAUGUGCUGGAGGUGGCUGAGUCUGCUGUGCUCGGUGCCCGCUUCCCACUGGAGAGUGCCCAGGAUCCUGACAUGGGUACCAACUCGGUGCACACCUACCGGCUCAGCCCCAACGGUUUCUUUUCACUCGAGGUGCAGACGCGCAGUGACGCCAGCAAGUUUGCAGAGCUGGUGCUGGAGCGCACCCUUGACCGCGAGCAGCAACGCACGCACCGGGUGCUGCUCACCGCUCUCGACGGCGGUGUCCCCGAGCGCUCAGGCACAGCUCACAUCCUUGUCACGGUGCUGGACGCGAAUGACAACGUGCCUGCCUUUGACCAGUCCUCGUACGGCGUGAGCCUUCCUGAGGAUGCCCCUGCCGGCACCCUGGUCAUCCAGCUCAAUGCCACUGACUUGGAUGAGGGCCCCAAUGGAGAGAUCGAGUACUCCUUCAGUGGGCAUGCACCACCACGCGUCCGGGAGCUCUUCCACAUAGAGCCCCGGAGUGGGCAGGUGCUGCUGAAGGGCCCCCUGGACUACGAGCGGGCAAACCUCCAUGAGCUCUACGUGCAAGCCAAGGACCGUGGACCCUCGGCUGUGGCCGUGCACUGCCGGGUGCUUGUGCACCUCCUCGAUGUGAAUGACAAUGCGCCAGAGGUGACCCUCACCUCUGUGUCCACGCCUGUGCUGGAGGAUGCCCCACCAGGCACUGUCAUCGCUGUCAUCAGUGUUCUGGACCGGGACUCUGGGGACAAUGGGCAUGUGAUCUGCGAGGUCAGCCCCGAUGUACCCUUCGAGCUCCACUCCUCCUUCCGCAACUACUACACACUGGUCACCACGCAAGCGCUGGACCGGGAGGUUGUGCCCGAGUACAAUGUAAGCAUCACAGCACGGGACAUGGGCUCCCCCGCCCUGCUGACCCGCAGCACCCUCACCAUCCUGGUGUCCGAUGUGAACGACAACGCCCCACGCUUCCUCCAGCCCUCCUACAGCGUCUACGUAAUGGAGAACAACGCGCCAGGUGCCUCUAUCUGCUCCGUCAGCGCAUUGGACCCUGAUUGCCAACAAAACGCCUACCUGUCCUACUCCAUUGCCGAUGGGCACAUCCAUGGCAUGCCUGUGGGCACCUACGUGUCUAUCAACUCGGACAGUGGGCACAUGUAUGCCCUGCGCUCCCUCGAUUAUGAGCAGAUCCGCAGCUUCCAGAUCCAUGUGCAAGCCCAGGACGCGGGUUUCCCCCCCCUCAGCACCAACGUUACCGUCCACAUCUUUGUGCUGGACCAGAACGACAACGCCCCAGUCAUCAUUUCCCCCAUGCUGCGCAAUGGCUCCAUGGCCACCGAGCUGGUGCCGCGAUCAGCUGGGCCUGGCUACCUUGUGGGCACAGUGUCGGCGGUGGAUGCGGAUGCGGGGCUGAACUCCCGCCUCCUCCAGGCCACUGACUUCACCCUCUUCAGUGUGGCACCAGACACAGGUGAGCUGCGCACCCUCCGCUCCUUUCUGGAGCAGGAUGCAACCCGGCAGCGGCUGGUGGUGCAGGUGCGUGAUGGUGGGCAGCCAGCCCUCUCAGCCACCGUGUCCCUCCUGCUUUCGGUGGUGGAGACCAUGCCUCAGACUCUUUCUGACUUCAGCGAGUUCAGCCUCCCCCCGGAGGCCUCCUCAUCCUCCCCACUCACCCUCUACCUCCUUGUCUCCCUGGGCUCCAUCUCCUUCACCUUCCUCCUUGCCAUCCUCAUCCUCACAGCCAUUCGGUGCCGUGGCGAGCGCUGCUCCCGCCAAGGUGACGGCUGCUCACCACCCCUCUGCCACUGCUGCCCUGGGUCCAGACCCUCCCCUGAGGGCCUGAAGACAUCCAACCUGACGGUGCAGCCCCCAGCAGGUACCACGGCUGCCACCUGCCUCGACAUACCCGGGGGCGGCCCCCCGGGCUACUGCUACAAGGUCUGCCUCGGUCCUGAGUCUGCCCAGAGUGACUUCAUGUUCCUCAAACCCUGCAGCCCCCCCCGGAACAACGAGAAAGACCCCGGGAAGCAGUCCCAGCUGGGCCAGCAUCUCCGUGUAUCCAAGCAGAUCAAACAGCCCAACAUGGACUGGCUGCCUCCAAGCACGCAGCGACCUGCCUUGAAGAGCUCCCAGAGCCUGGAGGACGUGGGGGAAAUCCACAGAGCCCUCCAGAAGGAGCAUGAGAGGCUGUGCACACUGGUGACCCCUGUCUCUGAGUUUCAGAAGGCUUCGGCAGGCACCAACAGCAUCUGGACACCCCAGUACAGCCCCUUGUACCCAGGACACAUCCCAGCUCUGGAUUAUCAGCACAAUGUCUACAUCCCCGGCACCCCCACUCUGCUUUCCAGCAAAGAUGGGCCCCUCUUCCUGGGCCGGGAGAACAAGAACAGCUUCUCCACCUUUGGCAAGAGGAAGAAGAUGACAACUUACUGUGACAUGCACGACAGUGUGGUUAUCAACAAUGACCUGAAAUAG
Pygoscelis adeliae (Adelie penguin) is the source of this 2667-nucleotide messenger RNA. Its product is annotated as protocadherin-10-like. Gene Ontology annotation, molecular function: calcium ion binding. The transcript has 4 exons. Gene Ontology annotation, cellular component: plasma membrane. The record is from RefSeq and is a predicted model, not a curated record. NCBI's taxonomy places the organism in Eukaryota, Metazoa, Chordata, Aves, Sphenisciformes, Spheniscidae. Gene Ontology annotation, biological process: homophilic cell-cell adhesion. The annotation marks the transcript as partial.